Messenger RNA from Arachis stenosperma, 1392 nucleotides. RefSeq names its product cysteine proteinase mucunain. The transcript is spliced from 4 exons. The record is from RefSeq and is a predicted model, not a curated record. Gene Ontology annotation, molecular function: cysteine-type endopeptidase activity. Gene Ontology annotation, cellular component: lysosome. Lineage: Eukaryota; Viridiplantae; Streptophyta; Magnoliopsida; Fabales; Fabaceae. The coding region runs from base 94 to 1206 and encodes 370 amino acids.
UAUAAACUCACACCCCCCAACUCUAUCUUCACCAACAACCUUUCAACUUCCAAAGCUCUCUAAUCUGGUCUGUUUUCUCUCCCAUACUUUCCCAUGGCUUCAACGAUGGCUUUUAUGUCCUCCAUUAUUCUCUUUCAUCUCUUGACAAUCUCAUCAGCCAUCACCACCAACCAGCAGCCACAACAAGCGAACACGAUGAGAACCGACGAUGAAGUCAUGACCAUGUACGAGGAAUGGUUGGUGAAGCACCAAAAGGUGUACAAUGGAUUGGGAGAGAAAGACAAGAGGUUCCAAGUUUUUAAGGAUAACUUGGGUUUCAUUGAUGAACACAACACACACAAAAACACCACAUACAAACUUGGGUUGAAUAGGUUCGCUGAUUUGACGAAUGAAGAGUACAGAGCAAUGUAUUUGGGGACAAAGAGUGAUCCCAACCGCAGGAUCAUCAAGGCCAAGAUCAGCGCCGGCAACCGUUACGCUUAUAGCGCACGUGACCGGUUGCCGCUGCACGUGGAUUGGAGGUCCAAAGGUGCACUUGCACCCGUCAAGGAUCAGGGAAGCUGUGGAAGUUGUUGGGCAUUCUCAACAAUAGCGGCAGUGGAAUCCAUAAAUAAGAUAGUAACAGGGAAGCUUGUGAGUUUGUCAGAACAAGAACUUGUUGACUGUGACAAAGCAUUCAACGAAGGCUGCAAUGGUGGUCUCAUGGACUAUGCCUUCCAAUUCAUCAUUGCAAACGGUGGCAUAGACACCGAGCAACACUAUCCAUACAAGGGCAUCGAUGGCACAUGUGAUCCAACCAGAAAGAAUGCUAAGGUAGUGAGCAUCGAUGGGUACGAGGAUGUUCCGGUGAAUGAUGAGAAGGCUUUGAAGAAAGCUGUUGCUCAUCAGCCUGUCAGCGUUGCUAUUGAAGCCUCUGGCAGGGCCUUGCAACUCUACGACUCAGGUGUGUUUACGGGUAGAUGUGGAACAAGUUUAGAUCAUGGUGUGGUUGUAGUUGGAUAUGGAACCGAAAAUGGAGUAGACUAUUGGCUUGUGAGGAACUCAUGGGGCAAGAAUUGGGGCGAGGAUGGUUACUUCAAGUUGCAGCGUAACGUCAGAGGCACCAAUACUGGCAAAUGUGGAAUAGCCAUGGAAGCUUCAUACCCGGUGAAGAAUGGCGCAAACGCCGCUUCGGAGAGAACUGGAGGGAGUGUUAGCAGCGCUUGAAUUUGAAACAGCUUGAGUUGCAAGAAAGUUUUAUGUUUCUGCUGCCUUAGAUUAUGUUCUGUUUGGAUAUGCCUAUAAAAUUAUUGGGCUGUUAUUGUAUAUAUUUAUAGACAUAUAUAUUUCUUCACGUGAAAAGUUCCCCUGAAGAACAUCGCUCCCUGAACAAAUGUUUGUAUUGGUUUUCAA